Molecule: messenger RNA, 404 nt
Organism: Hordeum vulgare subsp. vulgare (domesticated barley)
Lineage: Eukaryota; Viridiplantae; Streptophyta; Magnoliopsida; Poales; Poaceae
Exons: 2
Coding region: 73-396 (107 amino acids)
Source: RefSeq, a predicted model, not a curated record
CUCGCUGGCCACCCCCUCCCUGGCCGAGCCUCCCCUCCAUCCUGGAUCUCCCUCACCGCGCCGCCUCUACCCAUGACGCCAGUGCCCUCCCCGUCGCCCAGCCGCGCCAGGGCCAGCCCUGUGUCGGGCUGUCACCCUCCGGCCACGACCGGCCCUUCGGCAGCCCCAUCCUUCUACGACCUCCUUCAGCCCUGUGCUGGUCGAGCCCCUCCUCUUCGGCGCCUCCUCCUCUCCUACCGGAACCGCCACGGUACCGUCACCUCCGACGCCCCCACCGAAGCUCCUCCGGCGACCUUCACCGCACCACCGUGUUCCUCGACCUCCUCCUCAACGGCUCCACCGAGCCUCGCCGCCCCGUUCCCCCGCAACGCUGGGUACUUUUCCGACCAGGAGUGAGGCUACGA